AUGCCUCUCUCCCGUUCUUCUGAUCCUCUGGUCUGGAUUGACUGCGAGAUGACCGGUCUCGACGCGGAGACCGACGUGAUUCUCCAAAUCUGCUGCUUCAUCACCGACGCCCAGCUGCAGGUUCUUGAACCAAAUGGCUUUGAGGUCGUGGUGCACCAUCCAGACUCCACCCUCGAUACGAUGAAUCCCUGGUGCAUCGACACUCACGGCCGCACGGGCCUCACCGCUGCAGUGCGUACAUCAACGACCAGCGCCAGCGCCGCCGCCGACUCGUUGCUGGCCUACAUUCAGCGUCAUGUCCCCACUCCCCGUACCGCGUUGCUCGCUGGCAACAGUGUCCACGCUGACAAGGCCUUCCUCGUCCGAGAGCCAUAUGCGAAGAUCAUGGAGCACUUGCACUAUCGCAUCCUUGAUGUGAGCACCAUUAAGGAGGCUGCCCGGCGUUGGGCCAGUGAGGAACUUCUGAGACAGGUUCCACCCAAGCGUGAAGUGCAUCUGGCCCGCGACGAUAUUCUUGAGAGCAUUGCCGAGAUGAAAUUUUACCAGGAAAAGUUAUUCUCAUGA
Penicillium waksmanii is the source of this 564-nucleotide messenger RNA. Its product is annotated as oligoribonuclease. Lineage: Eukaryota; Fungi; Ascomycota; Eurotiomycetes; Eurotiales; Aspergillaceae. The transcript is spliced from 2 exons. Gene Ontology annotation, cellular component: mitochondrion. The record is from RefSeq and is a predicted model, not a curated record. Bases 1 to 564 code for a protein of 187 amino acids. Gene Ontology annotation, molecular function: 3'-5'-RNA exonuclease activity; nucleic acid binding.